Rhizoctonia solani is the source of this 1713-nucleotide messenger RNA. Its product is annotated as C2H2 zinc finger. Lineage: Eukaryota; Fungi; Basidiomycota; Agaricomycetes; Cantharellales; Ceratobasidiaceae. The coding region runs from base 1 to 1713 and encodes 570 amino acids. The record is from RefSeq and is a predicted model, not a curated record. The transcript is spliced from 9 exons.
AUGACUGAAGAUGUGCCACCUCGCGGACGAGCCUCACACUCUCUUGCUGUCUACCACGUACCUGAUAAUACUCUUACACCACCAGAGAGCCUCAUAGGUAAGAUAAAAGCCAACACGUUCACAGAUCUCGCUACGAACAAAUUUCCCAACCACCAUUCACCACCCUUGCCCACCAUUGGCACCACUGCUGAGGAACCUGUUGCCAGACCUGUUACUAGGAGGGUGAUGUACGAUCCUGUUCGAGAUUCCGUCACCUCUUCUUUGUCUGCGGCUUCCCCAAGCUACACGGCCCCGCCCACGGAGCAGUCUACACUGGAGGAAACAAAACCAGCACUACCAUAUCCUGAGAUCUCAGUAUUGUCUAGCGCACUCCCUGCUCCCUCCAUACACGUAAGGCAUCCUCCGCGCAACGAGGAUGAUUCGCUUAUCCGCGCCCGAAUUAUCCGAGGAUUCCCCCCAUGCCUCUACGACACCCCCACGGCUGCUGAUAAGAGACCUCAGCUCCAAUACCCACAUUAUGCCCGGCCUCGGGAUACACGGCGUAUUGAUGGUCCGUCGGCGGUGUAUAGGACACCCGCCGAUACCGAGCUUGGCACGGUUCAAGGGCCACAGAAAGAAUACGCAAUUUCCAGGAGUUCCAAGACAACGAAUGGUUCCACAAGUAACAAGCGACAUUACGCAGCAUUAGAAGACCAAGUCGAUGAUCGUUCCAGUAAAUCCAGUAAAUCCAGUAAACCAUUCCCGAAGAAUGUGAACGAGUCAGUGUAUGCGGAUAUCAAAGGGAAGGGGAAAGGACCUGCUUCUCAAUCUCCUGCGUUUCGAUUGGACAACUUAUUGGGCCCAGUCACGCCUGAAAGUCCAAAGGGACGGCCGGCCGGGAGUGAUGCGAGUUCAGAGCGCUCUCAAUCAGAAACUCGCACCAUUGAACGACCUGUACCAGAAACAACGUAUACGUUCAGCGGCAAGCUUCCUCCCCCACCAUACACCGGUCAAUCUGGCGUCUCACCAUCAUCAGACCCGUUCAUUGGCACUAUGGGAAUAUCAGUCUCAUUAGGUACUGACUUCAGUCGCUUUGCGGUUCCUGAUGAGUUUGAGCGAAAAGUUAUUUCGACAUCGGGCCCAAUAACCAAUGAUGCUUUACGGAGUACUAUACCCAGCUCUUCACAUUCGCUACCAAGCGUCCCGAACGCCAAACAUGCACGCAAGCAUACUAGCCAGCAACGUAGAAAAGCACGUGGACUCUUCCCUCAAGACAAUGUACCGUUGGCCAUCUCAACUACUACAACCAAACAGUCUCGAUACCGGCCAUCUGGUGACCGACAGCCCGUCGCAUGCGGGUACAAGGAUCCCAUUACUGGGGUACAGUGUGAUGAACCAUUCAAUCGAUCAGUGGAGCUGCGGCGACAUGUUAGGGCUGUUCAUGUUCCUGCGGAGGCUUUGGCUGUGACGAUGGGACAGCUCAGCCGGUCUCAAGCAACCUUGCUCCCGGUGGACUGGAAACCGGGCGACGGCGACGUGUUACGACCGAAAUGUGUAUGCGGCAAGGAGUUCUCUCGUCUAGACGCAUUACGGAGGCACUGGACGGGUGUCAAUGCUGAAGUUAAGGAUGGGAAAUGCAUAUCAUGCCCAUCAAGCAUCAGCAAAAAGAAGGACCAUACCGCAUUUGAGCAGCAAGGGAUCGAAAGUGCUUAUGGGGCUCCUGCAUAUUCAUAA